Molecule: messenger RNA, 1816 nt
Organism: Zonotrichia albicollis (white-throated sparrow)
Lineage: Eukaryota; Metazoa; Chordata; Aves; Passeriformes; Passerellidae
Gene: TMEM207
Product: transmembrane protein 207
Source: RefSeq, a predicted model, not a curated record
AUGUUUCUCACAUUAAUGAUGCAGAGACCUGGAGCUUUGUGUUUAACUUCAUGGAUCACAGCAGGAACUGCAGUUCUGUGUUUAACCUUCUUCCAGUCAGCAGACUCCGGGUCGGACUGUGAGCUUGGCGAGAGGUGUGUUGGACAGAGCGAUGAAAACUUUAGCAGCUGGUAUGUGUGGUUCCUGGUGUUGUUUUUCCUGGCCCUGCUCCUGUCCUGCGGGAUCUGCUGCUGCCUGCAGUGCUGGCUGAGGCGCCGGAGCCGCCUGCCCCGACGCACCGUGGCUGUCUUUGCCCUCAGCAGCUCGGAUGCCUUCUGUGCUGCUGAAGCACCUCCGUGCCCAUUCUCCGGAUCCCUGAGCUCCUGCAGGACUGCAGAGAUUUCCUCUUCUCCUGCCUCAUGCUUCAGCCUUGGGGGAACUGAAUUGCCUCCAUCUUAUGAGGAUGUUAUGAAGGAAAACAAGCUCUAGACACCACAUGUUGGCUUUCAGGGAUCCUGCUUGGUUCAUCAGAGAUCUUCCAUCGUGCCAAAGGAGUGUGAGAUCAAAUCAGCCUUUUCCACAGGUCGGCUGAAAUUCUGAAAAGCAGCACAAUGAAAGACGAGACAAAAUGCAACAGAAUAAAUGCCAAAAGUAUGUAUUGAAUCUGUCACAGGAGUUCAGCUUGGCAUUUUGAUAUCUCUGGAUUUCAAGAAGCUUCCUCAAAGGCCUGAAUGCAUUUGGGGUUUCUGGCUCAGCCUCUAGAUUUAUCUCUCUAAGGCUGCUUGAGCUGGUGCAACCCCAUGUAUUUUAGGACCAAAUGUUGAUAAAUGACUUGGUAGUUACUUCUCAAGCUUGGGCUGCCUCCUUCACUCGGCACCGUGCCAAGAAACACCCUCUGGCAAAGUCAUGUUGUUCUAAUACAUUGCAAUGCAAUCAUGCCACUCUGUGAUGAAGGAUCGUUUGCCACAUUUAAAAUAUUUAGCACAGCAUAUCAGAUUUUUCUAGUGCAAAAGGCAGCAAAUUUAUGGCCAGGGAAGAGAAAACAAGAGACAGGGAUUAUGUAGGAGUAGCAGUGGUAGGAGCUGGUUACAGAACCUUAAAAAAAAUGAGUUUGCUCAUUUGAGCUGUUCUUAAUUUCAUGAUGAGUGUCCUCAGCUAGUCUUGCCCUAGCACUGCAGACCAGAAGGCUUUGACAGGCCCAGGACCCAUAUGGAAGUUCCCCACAGUCAUGAAUUAGGGGGUUAGGUACUUAGCACUUAUAUACAGAAAUCUAUUAGGAUAAAGAAUGCCAUUUCCUUUGAGGUGAUCGCUGCAGACAGGAUGGAAAAAUAAGAAGCCAUCCACACUGCUUUGUGCUCACACAGGAUCAUCUCAACCAAAGCCAUUCUUAGGAGGUAUUAGCCUAACUAGUUCUCAAAUUAUUGAAGAAAGAUGCUGAAUUUUCCCCUUAUCUGGAUUCCAGAUGAAAGCAAAGAUUCCCCUUUGUUUGUCAUGGACAGGUCACUGAAGGCUGAAUUCAGCCUGCCUGGGCUCUCUGCCUCUGCUCUCUCCAUGGCAAGGGAUGGGGGGCCUGUCAGACCUCUCCUGCUGCAGAAGGGAAUGUCAGCCCUGGUCCUGUGCUCCCAUAGAGCCAUGAGUCCAAUUUGGGCACCUGGGUCCAUCUGGGAUUAGAAUCUCAAAAUAUUAAUGGGAGUCCACAGCCUGCCUCAUGGAGCACCCACCUGUAGAGUGAGAUUAGCACCAGUUCCUGUGCUCAGGAAGGAAACUGGGAAGAUAAAUGCACUAAAGGUUAUCAUAUUCUCAUAAUGAUUCUGUGUAAGUACAUUUUUUAGAUAAA